CGAUAAGCUGACUUCCUCCUCGCCCACAGUAGCCUCGGAGCAGAGAGCCCCAUCCAUCUCCUCCCAGGGCCUUGCAUGUCUUUCAGUAUAGCAAUGGGAACUUGAAUUCCUCCGCCCAGACCUCCAUCCGCUAACGCGACGAAACGCUUGAGAAGCAGAAAAAAAAUCAAGUGCUCGACAAGAGCACCAUAGCUGCCCGUCAUGGCUACCACAUCGACUAUGUUCAUGUACUCCUUGACAAUCCAGCCUCCUACUGCUGUGACGCAAGCUAUUCUCGGCCAGUUUGCGGGCACAAAGGAACAGCAGAUUGUGACCGCGUCCGGAUCGAAGCUCACAAUUCAUCGCUCAGAUGCCGCGCAGGGAAAGGUCACACCAAUUUAUACGCAGGACGUCUUCGGCAUUGUGAGGACUCUUGCCGCCUUCAGAAUUGCUGGAAGUAACAAAGAUUACAUUAUAAUUGGUUCCGAUUCCGGUCGUAUCACCAUUGUCGAAUACGUACCUUCCCAGAAUCGAUUCAAUCGUAUCCAUUUAGAAACAUUUGGAAAGUCUGGUGUCAGGAGGGUAGUUCCCGGGCAAUACCUCGCGGUUGAUCCAAAGGGAAGAGCCUGUCUGAUUGCUUCCGUGGAGAAAAAUAAGCUCGUCUAUGUUUUGAAUCGCAAUGCUCAGGCCGAACUUACAAUCUCAUCGCCCCUUGAAGCCCACAAACCGCAGACUCUGGUUUUUGCUAUGACCGCCUUGGAUGUGGGGUAUGACAAUCCAAUAUUCGCAGCCAUCGAAGUUGAUUACUCCGAGUCUGAUCAAGAUCCAACGGGCCGCGCGUACGAGGAGGUUGAGAAGCACCUGGUUUACUAUGAGCUUGAUCUUGGCUUGAACCAUGUUGUCCGUAAGUGGUCGGAACUUGUGCACCGAACCUCCAAUUUGCUAUUUCAAGUUCCUGGAGGUGGCGAUGGCCCUAGUGGUGUUCUCGUGGGUGCUGAAGAUAGUAUUACAUAUCGGCAUUCAAACCAGGAUGCAUUUCGCGUGCCAAUUCCACGCCGAAGCGGCCCGACAGAAAACCCUGAGCGGAAGCGAUCCAUCAUAGCUGGUGUCAUGCACAGGAUGAGAGGUGCCUUUUUCUUCCUUUUACAAACAGAGGACGGCGAUCUCUUCAAGCUUACUAUUGACAUGGUUGAGGAUGAUAAUGGCCAACUCACAGGUGAAGUCAAAAGACUUAAAAUCAAAUAUUUCGAUACCGUCCCAAUUGCUACCAACCUGUUGAUUUUGAAGAGCGGUUUCUUAUUUGUUGCCAGCGAAACUGGUAAUCAUCAUUUCUACCAAUUUGAAAAACUCGGUGACGAUGAUGAAGAAAUUGAAUACACAAGUGAUGAUGUUUCAGCAGACCCCACAGAGCCUAUAACUCCUGUUUACUUCCAUCCUAGGGGAGCAGAGAAUCUUAACCUGGUUGAAAGCAUCAACUCUCUAAACCCUAUCAUGGACUGCACAAUUACUGAUCUCAUCGGAGAAGACUCGCCACAGAUUUACACUGCUUGUGGAACAGGGGCUCGCAGUACUUUCAGAACUCUCAAACAUGGACUUGAAGUUUCUGAAAUAGUGGAGUCAGAGCUUCCUAGUGUUCCAUCAUCUGUGUGGACCACAAAGUUAACGCGAAACGAUGAAUUCGAUGCAUACAUCAUUCUCUCUUUCACAAAUGGAACACUGGUUCUCAGCAUUGGAGAGACGGUAGAAGAGGUUACAGAUACCGGGUUCUUAUCAACAGCGCCUACAUUAGCGGUACAACAGUUAGGGGAAGACUCUCUGAUUCAAGUUCAUCCCAAAGGUAUUCGACAUAUUCUUGCCGAUCACCGUGUCAAUGAAUGGCCAGCACCCCAGCACCGAACAAUUGUAGCUGCUGCAACCAAUGAGCGCCAAGUAGCAGUCGCUCUCAGCUCUGGAGAAAUUGUUUACUUUGAAAUGGACACGGAUGGCUCUCUGGCUGAAUAUGACGAGAAACGACAAAUGUCAGGCACUGUGACAUCACUUAGCUUAGGGGAAGUUCCCGAAGGCCGUGUUCGUAGUUCCUUCUUAGCGGUAGGGUGCGAUGACUCGACAGUCAGAAUUCUCAGCUUAGACCCAGACUCGACACUUGAAAACAAGUCAGUGCAAGCUCUGACAUCUGCCCCAUCCGCUUUAAAUAUCAUGUCGAUGGCGGACUCCACAUCCGGAGGAUCAACAUUGUACCUGCACAUCGGAUUAUACUCUGGUGUGUAUCUUCGAACAGUAUUGGAUGAAGUUACAGGCGAACUUUCAGACACUCGGACCCGGUUUUUAGGCGCAAAGCCUGUCAAACUCUUCACGGUUUCCAUCAAGGGCCAGGCGGCAGUGCUUGCUCUCAGUUCUCGCCCAUGGUUGGGUUAUUCGGAUAUCCAGACCAAAAGCUUCAUGCUGACGCCACUGGACUAUGUUGGACUCGCAUGGGGUUGGAAUUUUUCCAGCGAACAAUGUCUGGAAGGCAUGGUUGGGAUUCAGGGGCAAAAUCUUAGAAUCUUCUCCAUUGAGAAACUUGAUAACAACAUCCUUCAAGAAUCAAUACCUCUUGCCUAUACACCUCGGCGCUUCGUAAAGCACCCCGAACAGCCCUUUUUCUAUGUUGCCGAGGCUGAGAGCAAUGUCCUCUCACCUGCCACUCAAAAUCGCUUAUUAGAAGACUCAAAGCUUCAGAACGGUGAGGCCGUAAUUCCUCCACCGGAGGAUUUCGGCUACCCACGGGCCACGGGUCAUUGGGCUUCUUGCAUCGAGGUUGUUGAUCCGAUUAAUGCCAAAUCUGUAGUUUCCCGUCUCGAGCUCGAAGAGAAUGAGUCUGCUGUCAGCAUUGCUGCCGUUUCAUUCGCUAGCCAGGAUAAUGAGACGUUCCUCGUGGUCGGCACUGGCAAAGAUGUCAUUAUCAACCCGCGUUCCUUUUCCGCCGGGUUCAUUCACAUAUAUCGCUUUCAAGAAGACGGUAAAGAGCUUGAAUUUAUUCACAAAACCAAAGUCGAAGAGCCACCCCUGGCUCUUCUUGCGUUUCAAGGACGCCUGCUUGCCGGCAUUGGGCCGAAUCUAAGGAUCUAUGACCUUGGAAUGAAACAAAUGCUUCGAAAAUGUCAAGUACAAGCUGCACCAAAACUUAUUGUCGGUUUACAGACGCAGGGCAGUCGAAUAAUUGUCAGUGAUAUUCAAGAAAGUGUCACUUACGUGGUAUAUAAGUUUCAAGAAAACCGGCUCAUCCCGUUUGCGGAUGAUGUCCUCGCACGCUGGACAACAGCUACAACUAUGGUAGAUUACGAAACAACGGCAGGCGGCGAUAAAUUUGGCAAUCUAUGGCUUGUCCGCUGCCCGAAAAAGAUUUCAGACGAAUCCGAUGAAGAUGGUUCUGGCGCUCAUCUCAUCCAUGAACGAUCUUAUCUUCAAGGCACUGCGAAUCGGCUGGACUUGAUGGUUCACUUUUACACUCAAGAUAUCCCUACAAGUAUACAAAAGACUCAACUUGUGGUUGGAGGACGAGAUAUUUUGGUCUGGACCGGUCUUCAAGGCACCGUUGGAAUGAUGAUUCCAUUAUUGAGUCGGGAAGACGUCGACUUCUUCCAAAGCCUAGAAACGCAGCUCGCUUCACAAAACCCACCGCUCGCUGGACGAGAUCAUUUGAUCUACAGAAGUUACUACGUGCCAGUCAAGGGUGUCAUUGAUGGUGACCUCUGCGAGACGUAUUUCUUACUCCCUAAUGAUAAGAAGCUUAUGAUCGCGGGUGAACUGGAUCGCAGUGUCCGUGAGAUUGAGCGUAAAAUAACCGACAUGAGAACACGUGUUGCUUACUAAAGCCAUAUUUAUUUCUACUUCUACAUCAGGUCGGAGUUUCGGAAGGCGUCUUACACUCACCAAAAGGUUUGAGCGAGGGCGUUUGUUGCUAUUGCGUUCUCCCGUCCGAUAUGUAAUAGCUUAUAAUAUAGUUAUAUUGAUGAACAUUAACAAGUAUUUUCCUUCGGUCUUCUCAUUAGAGAAUUCAGUAACAGACGUCUCUUGCCUCGCUCGGUCAGUUGUAUAUCGAUCAGCUGAUCUUGAGCUGGAUGCGCCAAAAGAAGAAAUUCAUUUGGCUGUAUGAGACUACAUUAAUCUCCGAUGAUCUUUGAGUACGGUUUUAUCUGAUAUUUGCUUAACGGAUAUUGAAUCGUAAUUUAUCCGUCGGUACAUAUACAAAUUCCAUCGAAAUUUUCGAAUGUUAAAUAUGUCUAAACCUAGUUAUCACUAACCA
This is a messenger RNA of Talaromyces proteolyticus, 4264 nucleotides long. Its product is annotated as putative nuclear mRNA splicing factor. Gene Ontology annotation, biological process: mRNA splicing, via spliceosome. Gene Ontology annotation, molecular function: U2 snRNA binding; protein binding. The coding region runs from base 202 to 3831 and encodes 1209 amino acids. The transcript has 4 exons. The record is from RefSeq and is a predicted model, not a curated record. NCBI's taxonomy places the organism in Eukaryota, Fungi, Ascomycota, Eurotiomycetes, Eurotiales, Trichocomaceae. Gene Ontology annotation, cellular component: U2 snRNP; nucleus.